Molecule: messenger RNA, 1104 nt
Organism: Colletotrichum siamense
Lineage: Eukaryota; Fungi; Ascomycota; Sordariomycetes; Glomerellales; Glomerellaceae
Exons: 9
Coding region: 1-1104 (367 amino acids)
Source: RefSeq, a predicted model, not a curated record
AUGUUGCUCAACAACCUGUGCCGUCGCGGAACCCCGUCGUUUUGCAAGCUUCGAUCCACCCAAGCCGUUAUCCGGGCACAGCCCAAACGGACCAUCAUCACUUGGUUGGAACAAGAUAACUGGGAAGACCCGAAAGGUCCGCUGGGCAUCAAUCGACCGAGUCCAAAGCUCGCUCCUCUCACACCCGAAAGCCCACAGUGGCUUCACGACCUGCACAAGAGGGGUUGGGCACUAGUCAAAGGAGCUGUACCGAAGCAAAGAGCUCUCACGUACGCUGAGAAGGGUGAGGAGUGGCUUGAAGGAUUCAAACUGGGAUACAAGCGUGAUGAUCCGUCGACGUGGAGGUCAACGAACAUUCCCCGACACCGUUAUGGGGGUCUUUUUGACCAUUUCUCAUUUGCCCACGCUCAGUUUGUCUGGGAUUGCAAGUCCGAACCCAACGUCCGCCAGAUAUUUGCAACGAUUUGGGGAACCGAUAAGCUCACCGUGUCCUUUGACGGGGGCACUUUGGCCUUUCCCACACCGGACGAGCCUGACCACGGCAGAGCACCUUGGCCGCACUCCGAUCAGAGCGCCUACCGCCCUCAUCCUCAUUGCAUUCAGGGGCUUCUGAACCUACUUCCCAACGGACCAGAAGAUGGCGGUCUGGCUGUCAUGGAUGGCUCAGCCCCGCUGUUUGAGCAGUACUUCAAAGAACAUACACCACCCGAAGGUGGUUGGAUCAAGCGCGAUCUUUUCAAUUGGGAUGACCAAACACUGAAGUGGUUCGAAGAGCGUGGAUGCCGGUGGUUGAAGCCUACUAUGGAUCCUGGGGACUUCAUUCUCUGGGACUCCCGCGCAGUCCAUUAUGGCGCCGCCCCUAUCAAUGACAACAAGCGCAUGGCUGUUUAUACCUGCUACAAGCCCAUUGAGUUUCUGUCUGAAGAACAGAGACAGCGCAAAGUGGAGGCUUUCAAGCGUGGCUAUAUGACUUCUCAUGAUCCCACCGACUUUGUUCUCAAAGAACAUCAGAUGGCGGAAUGGAACAUACUCCAUCCCUACGGUCCGCCGACUGUCAAUAAAACUACACAACAGGCUAUUGGAAUUAUCCCAUAUGAUUCCUAG